AACAAAACAGCUGACACGUCUUUCUACAUUUACGGUAUGUUUCUGAGAGUAUGACCAGGCCUUUAGAUUGAUUGGAAGAUUGCACAGUCGACUUUUAGAUCCCUAAUACAAACAUAUAAAUAAAAAAUGGAAUCUUCGGAGUCAGCACAGGAUACUGGGAGCCGUGAAGCCCAAGACUUAAUAACAAAAGCCAGUGAUGAAUUUGACAUAGGAAAUUAUGAUGAGUGCAUCAAUAUCUUACAACAACUGGAAAAAUUAAAGGGUCGUGAUUGUAAGUCACAUCACAAUCAGGCCGUGGCCAAAUUCUAUAAGGGAAAAUGUAAAGAUUACUGGGGCUUGUUGAAAACAUUGGAAGAAUUAGACGUGAAUGAGAGCAGUCGCAAUAUACCCACGAUUUCAGCAUUAUCGCCAGUGCCGCUGUACAAUAAAGCAGUGAUUUAUUAUCAUCGGCAUAUGUAUCAAACAGCCAUGGAUACCAUCAGCCCAAUUACGGAGAAGAUAGAGACGUACGACGCCAAUGCAAUAGCAAUGAUAGGGAUUUUAAUGCUGAGGUUGUUGCUGGCAACAAAUCAACCACAGAAAGCAUAUCGCUUUCUCGAAACUAUUCUUGGACAUUUGGGUAUAAAUAUUGCAACAUUAGCCACGGAUGAAUGUAAUGUUCAGGAGACUGUACCUAGACUUGAAGAGAAAACGAAUAAACACUUAAAACUUUUGUCAUUACUGACACAUGUGGUCAAUAGAAAGAUUGUUGUGGUGCCAGAGGAUGGAUCUCCAGAAUUUGCUGCGCUUAAAGCACAUCAAUAUUAUAUAAUGAAGGACUUCCAAAUGGCCGCUAAACAAUUAAAGAAGAUAAAUGUGGAUUCGUAUAUGGGAGGUAUUUACAACCACGAACUGAACACACUUAUUGCCAAUAAUAUGGGCGUAAUUCAUUUGCGAGUACGACACUAUGCUAUAGCAGCAAAUUUCUUCCAGAAUGCCAUUAACUUUGAUAAACACAUCGCCUCAAAUCUACGCAAUGCCGAGUUGCAUGACAUGAGUUCUGCUAAAUCAUGCGAAAUUCUCUAUAAUUUGGGCAUAGCCAUGUUACACUUGAGAAGACCAAAGGAAGCGUUUCAAUGUUUUUUGAUGCCUUUGAAAACCUACCACAGUAAUCCCCGUCUAUGGUUCAGAAUCGCCGAGGCUUGUAUAAUGGAGUAUGAAAUGAAAAGAUCGAAUGAUGAAAAACUCAAAGCCAAUUCCGCUACAAGAUCAUUGUUUUCCAACAGAAUAGACUACUCUGAGAGCAGUCAAUCGGCGGCAGUGCCCGAACCCACAAUGCCUUUCGCUGCGUUGAGUUUGCGCAAUGCUUUAACGUUUACACGAUUUUAUAUGAGCCAAUUACACACUUCAUCCUCGUCUGAUGAGUCAGCUGAGGGUAUUGAAAACCAAGAGUCUAAUUGGCAACGAACUAGGGACAAUAAUUUUUGUAAUCCCUCUGGUCCGGUUACCAAGGAAUCAUUUGAUACGAUGCUAUCUUCCAUAUAUGCGGCACACAGUUAUGUCUGUUUGAGAUUAGGUGAUUAUGUAACAGCAUUGGAGAUGGCAGAGGAAUUACUAAAAAUGGAGAAUCUAUCCGAUGCACAUAAAAUGCUAGCACACAUGUAUGCCGGCGAAGCAUUUAUAAUGAUGGACAAUUUGUCAGAAGCCCGGCCCCAUUUAGAACCCACAUUUGUUUCGAAUCUUAAUACAUUUGAUUUCGAAACUAAGGAUUGGCAGGUGAAAUCAUUGGAUGCUGCUCAAAACGUAGUACGCUAUAACCUUGCUGUAGCCAUGACAUUGCAAGGCGACCUUGAAAUGGCACGUAGCCUUCUCAAUACCUGCACACAUCCGAUAGUGGCGCAAAAAGUAUUUAAUCUAAAAAAGACUCAGGGUGCGAUAAUGGCAGCUGCUUUGCAAAAACAACAGCAAACAACAACACCUAGGAUUACAUGAUGAUUGUAGUAAAAAUAAAUAAAAGUAAACAACAAAAUAAAAAAAUAAAAGAAAAAUUCAAAUAAAACACCAUGGAUCGCA
Molecule: messenger RNA, 2052 nt
Organism: Stomoxys calcitrans (stable fly)
Lineage: Eukaryota; Metazoa; Arthropoda; Insecta; Diptera; Muscidae
Gene: Not10
Product: CCR4-NOT transcription complex subunit 10
Exons: 8
Coding region: 127-1971 (614 amino acids)
Biological process (GO): negative regulation of translation; mRNA catabolic process
Cellular component (GO): CCR4-NOT complex
Molecular function (GO): identical protein binding
Source: RefSeq, a predicted model, not a curated record